UGGGAAAACAGCAGAAAAGCUGCAGAAUUGAGAUUGCCUUGAUUGAUUUGACUGGCCCCAAGGAGCCGUCCAUUGUUUUGCUAGCGAUUAUAAGGUUAUAAAUUUCCAGACACAGACACCAUCCGUCUCCUCUUUCUGCGACGCCAUGACUUUUGCCGAUAUUUUGGACAAUGUGGGAGGAAUGGGCCGCUUCCAAAGGAUGAUGGUCAGCUUCCUAGCCAUCCCACUGUUGAUGCUGGCCAGUCACAACCUCUUGCAAAACUUCACCGCCGGCAUCCCGCAGCAUCACUGCCAGAUCCGCAUCGCGUCCAACGCCACUCGUCAAGGCAACGGCACCGUGGGAAACUUGAGAGCCGAUCAGCUCCUCAGGAUCUCCAUCCCAACGGACGGGAAGCGACGGCCCGAGCAAUGCCGGCGUUUCGCGGCCCCGCAGUGGCGCUUCCUGGACCCGAAUGUGACUCAUAGCAACGAGACGGUAUUCGACACUGAAGCCUGUGAAGAUGGAUGGACUUACGACCGGAGCGUGUUCAGCAACACGAUUGUCAGUGAGUGGAAUCUAGUGUGCGAAUCUCGGUCCCUGAGGCAAAUGGCUCAAUCCCUUUACAUGGCUGGCGUGUUGAUUGGAUCGCUCCUAAUCGGAAAUCUCUCGGACAGGUUUGGCAGGAGAUCCCUGAUCAUUUGGUGCUACCUGCAGAUGGGGGUGGCCGGAGCUGGCACGGCCUUUGUGCCCAACUUCACCAUCUAUUGCGUCCUCCGUUUUCUGUGUGGCAUGGCCAUGUCCGGCAUUUCCCUCAACUCAGUUUCUCUCUGCAUGGAAUGGAUUCCCAGCAAAUACCGGGCCAUCGUUGGCACGAUCAACGGUUACAGCUACACAACUGGGCAGUUCAUCCUGGCUGGCAUGGCGUAUCUCAUCCGCGACUGGCGCUGGCUGCAGCUGGCCGUCUCCCUCCCUUACUUCGUCUUCUUCCUCUACUCCUGGUUUUUCGUCGAAUCCGCCCGCUGGCUGGCCAUUUCGGGGAACCAGGAGAAGGCUGUGAGAGGGCUGAAGAAGGCGGCCUGGAUUAACGGGAAGAAGGAAGAGGGGAAUAAACUCAGCGUAGAGGUUUUGAAAAGCAGCAUGCAGGCAGAGGGUUCUUCCACCAAAUCCAGACACAGCAUGGCCGAUCUGGUGCGGACGCCGGGAAUGCGUCGCAUUUCCUUUGGGGUCAGCUUCUUUUGGUUUGCCACCAGCUUCGCUUAUUAUGGGCUGGCCAUGGACCUGCAGAAUUUCAACUUCAACAUCUACCUGGCCCAGCUGGUGUUUGGGGUCGUCGACAUCCCUUCCAAGUUCAUCUCGGUGAUCACCAUCAUGUACGUGGGCCGACGGUUCUCCCAAGCGCUCUCGCUGAUCAUGGCUGGACUCUGCAUCUUGGGCAACAUCUUCGUGCCGCAAGAUUUGAGCACUCUAAGGAUGAUAUUUGCCGUGGUUGGCAAGGGGUCUUUGGCUGCUUCGUUCAACUGUGCCUACAUCUUUUCUGGAGAACUUUUCCCAACCAUAAUCAGGCAAUCUGGAAUGGGCCUGGGGGGCACCAUGGCUCGGAUCGGGAGCAUGGCGGCCCCCUUGGUGAGGAUGAGCGGGGAGUUUUUCCCACCACUGCCCCUGAUCAUCUACGGCGCGGCCCCCAUCCUGUCUGGCAUCGUCACCUGCUUCCUUCCGGAGACCCGGAAUGUACCGUUGCCCGAGACGAUUGAACAAGUCGAAAGACGAUCAAAACCCAACGAAGAAGACGAACUGCAACUGAAGGUUCUCCUGACCUCGGAUAAAUCGGAGCACAUCAAAGAUGGACACUAAGGGGUGAAAAUCAGACCCUCCUCACCCCACCACCACCAUCAUCAGCAUCCUAUUCAACCAGCACUAGGUCCUCUUUUUCUGGGACAUCUCAAACGGGUUGCCCACGAGACCUCACCGGAAGAAUCCUCUGAAGGAGGAGAUGGGUUUGACGUGAAACUUGUGAAUGACCUUGUAGAAAGUCCAAGCAUGGCUUAGAAACACAAUAUUUUGCACGCCGGAGGAGAAAACUACGGUCAACCUCUGCUGCUUAUAAAGGAAUAUCCUUCUGCAGUUUUUUUUUUUUUUAAUCAUUUUUUUUCUCUCCAUUUAGACUUGAAUGAUAUCCGGGUUUUAUAUGUCUGUAAAGUGAGACCCGUUUUUUAUAUAUAUAGAUACACACCGAAUUUAUAUUUCGCUGAUAAAGAAAUAAAGGGAGACUAGUAUAGCUCUAUUUCAAGCUAUUUAGCUCUCAUCAGCUAGCCAUACCCUUACUUGGAUUCGAACUUGGGCUGCCUGCAUGUUAGGCAGUUGUAUUAACCUCUGAGCCACAAGUUCUCCUCCCUUCAUCAAUUGAGCCAGGGGAGAGAUGAAGUGUUUUUCUAUCGAGGCACCUGGUCUACCCCAAUAUUUGGGAGGGAGCAUACUGCGUCCCUUUCGCCUUUCAGCUCCAAUCCAGGGGCCCUCAAGCAGUCACAUUCACGACAAACCAUUUUUAUACCAAAUUUAUAGUUUGCUGAUAAAGAAAUAAAGGGAGACUAGUAUAGAUCUAUUUCAAGCUAUUUAGCUCUUGUCAGCUAGCCAUACCCUUACUUGGAUUCAAACUUGGGCUGCCUGCAUGUUAGGCAGUUGAAUUAACCUUCUGAGCCACAAGUUCUCCUUCCUUCAUCACCAAAUUUGGUAUAAAAUGGUUUGUCGUGAAUGCGACUGCUUGAGGGCCCCUGGAUUGGAGCUGAAAGGCGAAAGGGAAGCAGGAUGCUCCCUCCCACAUAUUGGGGUAGACCAAGUGUCUUGAUAGAAUAUAGAAUAUAUAUAUAUAAACAGUGAAAAUUUGAAAAUUCUGGAUUGCGGGUGCAGAAAUCGGGCGUGCGUGCAGCGAUAGGACUUCCCCCGUGAUAUAACUUGGUUUGCGGCAUAGCAAGGAUCAGUUUCACACUGUGUCCUAGAGCAUAAACAUGUAAACCCAGACGAGAAAAUUUUGCUGGUCGUGUUUACAACGAGAGUCACUUUUCCUCCUCUUCCCCCCCUCCCCUUUUUCUGUGUGUCCUAGCCAGCAUUACAAAACGGCUGAGUGCACAGUAAAUACACUUGGUUACGGAUUCACACAAUCCCAGCGAAUUGUAAAUGGACCAAACACGAUGGGUUUGAACGAUUCCCCCCCGAAAUCGAAGCAGACGAACAAGGUUUGUUCGACGACUAGCCGAGAGGAGCGCUUCGAGCAAUGGAAGAGAUGGGUUGGGGUUUUUUUCAUUGACCCAGUCUAGGGUUUGUGUGAAUCCAACCGACCUGCGUAUUUGGGUUGGCCUGAAAGAAGACAAGGGGGGUUUGAUCAGUGAUGCACAAUUGAUGACUGGAAACCCUUUAGGGAGGGUUUUUUUUUUUUUUUUUGCAUGAAAAUGGAAAAAAAAUAAAUGAAUGUGUGAUUUAUGGGCUUUGAGGCUUAGACAGGAUAGAUUAUAAAAAGAAGAAAAUCAGGAUGCAGCUUUAGAGAGGUCAAUUUAUAAUUGUAUUUAUAACUGCUACGAAGAAUUAUCGGAAUGGCUGUGAAGAAUAUUUAUAGCUUUUUAAAUUUCUCUUCUAUUUUUCCUCUUCCUUUUUUGCGCUUUCAGCUUCCUCUUUUGAGUUCUUUCUUCUCCGUUUUGCUUUUACCGUUUUUCCUUUUUUUUUUUUUUGCCGUUUCAGUUUUCUCUUUGAUUUUUCUUUUCCGUUUUUCUUUCUUGCACGCUCAGCUUUCUGAUUUUUUUUUCUUUUCUGUUCUUCUUUUACCUUUUUUUUCCUUUCUCAUGCUUUUCCUCUUUCUUUCUUUUCUAUUUUUCUUCCUUAUUUUAUAUCAGUUUGUAAUACGGUAGUUUUUAUCCUUCUCUUUCAAAAUAUAAUAAACAUUAUAUAUUUAAAAAAAAAAAAGAUCAGCAAAACGCAGUUAGGGAGCCUGCCAACAAUGGGCACAGCGUUUGUGAUGCCUACCUUUGAAUUUUCCAUAUAUACAACAACCACAGUCUAUAAUUUAUUGUAUUGUUUGCACUUAUAUUCUGCUUUUGAAUUUUGCAUAUGUAGGAAAGCAGUAACCUGUACUUUUUUUCUCUUUUUUUGCACUUAUAUUCUGCCACUGGGCACCACGUUUACAAUAUUCUCUCUGUGUCUGUAUUUGUGAAGAUUUGCUGACAUUUCAGGCACAGGGUGCCUUAAUAAAUUUACUAGUCCUCAAUGUG
This is a messenger RNA of Pantherophis guttatus, 4236 nucleotides long. Its product is annotated as solute carrier family 22 member 6-B-like. Lineage: Eukaryota; Metazoa; Chordata; Lepidosauria; Squamata; Colubridae. Gene Ontology annotation, biological process: transmembrane transport. The record is from RefSeq and is a predicted model, not a curated record. Gene Ontology annotation, molecular function: transmembrane transporter activity. Gene Ontology annotation, cellular component: membrane.